UGUCAGUUUCAGAAAUUGUGCGCGCUUUGACAAUAAACUGUGGACGAUAGACAGUUUAAGUUUGUAUGUUGGCACUAAUUGUUAAUUCAAAUUGAAUUGAAAAAAGUUCGAUCAAAACAAUUGUUUGUGUUGUGGUAUGUUAAAAAUACGUUUGAAAACUAAUUUAUGUUAAGUUAAAUCAGAUUUGUUUGAAAAUGCCGGAACGUUUUCGUGUUUCAAAAUCUGAAGAACCCAAACAUAUUUUUGGAAAAUAUAAUAGUGAUUCGCAUAUAUCAGAAGACGAAGAUCGUGUAAAAGAAAAACUCCUGCCAACUAAUAACUCCGAUUAUAAGAAGACAUCCGGUCAAGGAGAUGGCGCCGAAGAGCAACCUUUUGUGUCGGAGAAGAUGUCGGGGUACGAGACGAACCUGUAUCUCUACUCCGAGGAGAUGGAAGACAGACCCAGGAUAUCUACUCUCAUAAGUUCAUUAGCAAACUACUCGAACACCAUUCCUCCAGCAUCAAAUGAUCCCGAUGCAAGACCGGCCGGUGGGGGCGCUCGUAUGGGCACCCUCAUGGGUGUCUACCUCCCCUGUAUCCAGAAUAUCUUCGGUGUGAUUCUUUUCAUUCGAUUGACGUGGGUAGUAGGCACAGCAGGGGCGAUUCAAGGUUUCCUUAUCGUGUUAUGCUGUUGCUGCGUCACCAUGUUGACAGCCAUCUCGAUGUCGGCGAUCGCCACCAACGGGGUGGUACCAGGAGGUGGGAGUUAUUUUAUGAUAUCCAGGUCACUUGGUCCAGAGUUUGGCGGCGCUGUUGGCAUGCUAUUUUACACAGGGACGACGUUAGCAGCCGCUAUGUACAUCGUUGGUGCGGUUGAAAUUGUCUUGACCUACAUGGCUCCUUGGUUGUCAAUUUUUGGGGAUUUUACUACAAAUCAAGAUGCAAUGUACAACAACUUUCGGGUCUAUGGAACUGGUUUACUCAUGGUGAUGGGAACUAUUGUGUUUGUCGGGGUGAAGUUUGUCAACAAAUUUGCCGCAGUUGCUCUUGCAUGCGUCAUACUUUCCAUACUGGCUGUGUACAUUGGAAUAUUCCGCAAUAUCAACGGCAAAGAUGAUUUGCAAAUGUGCGUUCUUGGCAAAAGAUUAUUACGUGUACCGGCUGCCGAUUGUUAUAAAAACGGUAGUGGUUUCUUACACAACAUGUUUUGUCCUAACGGAACUCGUUGCGACCCGUACUAUGAAACACAUGACGUAAUGCUAGUUCAAGGGAUUAAAGGCUUAGCAUCCGGAGUCUUUUUGGACAAUAUCUACGAUAGUUUCUUGGAAAAUGGACAGUACAUAGCAAUAGGGAACAAUCCUGAAGAUAUUGAACCAAUGGAAACUCAGAGAGAAACUGCUCAAGUGACGGCAGAUAUAACAACAACUUUUACAAUUUUGAUCGGAAUCUUUUUCCCUUCAGUAACUGGUAUUAUGGCCGGGUCUAAUCGUUCGGGUGACUUAGCUGAUGCCCAAAAAUCUAUACCAAUCGGAACAAUUUGUGCCAUAUUAACAACGUCGACUGUGUAUUUAUCAUCUGUGAUUCUUUUCGCUGCUACUGUCGACAACCUUCUACUUAGAGAUAAAUUUGGCUCAUCUAUAGGAGGUAAAUUAGUUGUAGCCAAUAUGGCGUGGCCAAAUGAAUGGGUUAUAUUAAUUGGGUCAUUUCUUUCGACCCUUGGUGCUGGUCUUCAGUCAUUGACUGGAGCUCCGCGCUUACUGCAAGCUAUCGCCAAAGACGGUAUUAUUCCAUUUUUAUCACCGUUUGCCGUGUCAUCAAGCCGUGGCGAGCCAACUCGAGCAUUAUUAUUAACAAUCGUCAUAUGUCAAUGUGGUAUAUUAUUAGGAAAUGUUGAUCUUUUGGCGCCCUUACUCUCGAUGUUUUUCUUAAUGUGCUACGGUUUUGUAAAUCUCGCUUGCGCUUUACAAACAUUACUACGAACACCCAAUUGGCGACCAAGAUUUAAAUAUUACCAUUGGUCCCUUUCAUUUAUCGGCUUAUCGUUGUGCAUAGCAAUAAUGUUUAUGACCUCCUGGUACUUUGCUCUCCUUGCCAUGGGAAUGGCAGGCAUGAUCUAUAAAUACAUCGAAUACAGAGGUGCCGAGAAAGAAUGGGGUGACGGCAUUCGAGGUCUAGCGUUGUCAGCAGCGCGAUAUUCAUUACUCCGCCUAGAAGAGGGUCCUCCCCACACCAAAAACUGGAGACCUCAGCUUCUCAUUCUCGUUAAAUUAACAACUGAUCUCGUUCCGAAAUACCGAAAAUUAUUUGCUUUCGCGUCGCAACUCAAAGCUGGGAAGGGUUUGACAGUUUGUGCUGCUGUAAUUGGCGGAGAUUUUACACGAUCAUACGGAGAAGCGAUGGCAGCUAAACAAAGCUUGAGAAAAACCAUGGACGAAGAACGGGUCAAGGGUUUUGUCGAUAUUCUAGUGGCACGCAACAUUACCGAAGGAUUAUCUAACUUAGUUCAAACCUCUGGUCUUGGUGGUAUGAAACCCAAUACGGUUAUUUUGGGAUGGCCGUAUGGAUGGCGACAAUCGGAAGAUGAUCGCACCUGGCAAGUUUUCUUGCAAACCGUCCGGAAUGUAACAGCCGCACACAUGGCGUUAUUAGUUCCUAAAGGUAUCAACUUUUUCCCGGAUUCCACAGAGAAAGUCUUCGGGAACAUCGAUAUCUGGUGGAUUGUUCAUGACGGUGGGCUUCUCAUGUUGUUACCCUUCCUUCUCAAACAGCAUCGCACUUGGAAAAAUUGCAAGAUGCGCAUUUUCACCGUUGCUCAAAUGGAAGACAAUUCCAUACAAAUGAAGAAAGAUCUAAAGACGUUUUUAUAUCACCUUCGAAUUGAAGCAGAAGUUGAAGUCGUUGAAAUGAUGGAUAGCGAUAUUUCGGCAUACACAUACGAAAGGACUCUGAUGAUGGAACAGCGAAAUCAAAUGUUGCGAGAACUUCGUCUCAACAAAAAAGAAAGUUUGGGUGUGGUGGAUUUGGUGGAUUUCAAUGCAAUGUCUACUGAAGAGAAGCUGCCUCUGGUUCAGUCAAUUGUAGAUCAACACCAUCAAAAUGUGGAUGCUAAAACUGCUACCAAAGUUAGGUUCCAGGAACCUAGCGCUGAAGGAGAUAAAGAUAACAAAGCGGCUGAAACGGAACCGACAAACGAGGUAUGUCAUCAAAAUGAAGUAAAUUUGAUUAUAAUUUUGUUUUUUCAGCCUAAUUCACAGCCGAAAACCGAGGAUAAUGAUAAUUCGACAACAGAAAAAGAAGAUCCGUCGGAGAAAGAGAAGGAAUGUAAUGAAGAAACAAAAGAGAACAAUAUUUCCCAAGAGAAAAAGAAACCCGCAACAAUAACCCCUGACGAAGGCAACGUCCGUCGUAUGCAUACAGCUGUGAAAUUAAACGAAGUGAUAGUGAGUCGUUCCCACGAAGCUCAACUUGUGAUCUUGAAUUUACCUGGCCCUCCAAAAGACACCAAGUUGGAAAGAGAAUCCAAUUAUAUGGAAUUCUUAGAAGUGCUCACUGAAGGUUUAGAACGUGUGCUCAUGGUCCGUGGUGGUGGCCAAGAAGUUAUCACUAUCUAUUCGUAACUUAAAUAUGGAAUCAAGAUUGGAGUGUCAGUUUUGUAUUGUCUGACAGCCAAGCAGUUAAUCAAAGGACGUUGCUAUGGAAAUGGCGAUAGCCGAACAGUAUUUAAUUAUAAUAUGUUAUCACGUCUGGAUAGUGAUUAUGCCAAAGAGAUACUUAUUUAUUCUUCUCAAUGUUAUAGAUUGUAUGAGCGGUGAUGUUGGAGAAUGUACAGGUAGAAUGAUAAUAAGUAAUCGUUUUUCUGUACUGUCUCCUACUGGAACCGACGUGAUUCUCUAUCCUAUGUAAUACUGUAUCAAAUCAAAAUGAUGUUCCGCGAAGUGCUCACUUUUCUAUAAGAACGGCUGGGCCAUGCCAAAUACCACUUGAGUGCAUGCAGUGUUAUGAUAGGGUGUAGCAUAAGACUAUAGUAGAAUAGCCUAAUACUGCUAACACUAACGAGUGUAUUCAUGUAGUUUCGUUAGUUCUGUUAUAUAUCAUAUUACAUUUAAUGUCCAGCGAAUUUCUUUUACACUCAAAUAAUAUCGAUACUUAGAGUGUCAUUUUAUAAAUUCAGUAAACAUAAAGUGAGUGUGUACUUAAGUACGCUAUCAUCUCAGUCUCAUUAGGUGGUAAAAUACGCGUAUAUGGUAUAUACUAUAAGAACAUUACUGAGCAAUAUUAAUUAAUAAUUACUGUAUUAAAUGUCAAAUUAAUUAUGAAGUGAUAGGAUAUUCACAUGUACAAUCUAUACCGACCGCCGGAGGGCGGGCUCUCCGUGCUGUGACAGGUGACAGUGCUCACUCACGAUCAGUUCUCUUGCAUGCUGCGACCGACUCUGUCUCGUGCGGCCUGCCGUAGAGAUAAUAGUGCACUAGUGAUCUCAACUAGCCUUAAAGGUACCUUGAAAUAUUAAAUUCUAUUUAUUUAUAUCUAUGUGUCACUAAAUUAGCUGCUGCCAGAUUACGCCAUUAUACAUCAACCACUUAUGACUGUUGGUGCCCUCGUCCAAGUGGCGUUCAAAUAGAAUUUAUUUAUUUAUCAUCCCGAGCUAGUCGUUAUCACUUUUAUACGUUCGAUUAUUAUCAUUUCUUUCCAAUUUCCAUCUAUUUACCAUUCUUGUAAAUGGCGCAAUCUGUUUAUCUUAUUAUUGACAAUGUGUUCAUUGGAUAAAAAUAUUAAAUAAAAUUACAUAGUAUAAACA
Molecule: messenger RNA, 4777 nt
Organism: Tribolium madens (black flour beetle)
Lineage: Eukaryota; Metazoa; Arthropoda; Insecta; Coleoptera; Tenebrionidae
Gene: kcc
Product: solute carrier family 12 member 4
Exons: 14
Coding region: 195-3596 (1133 amino acids)
Biological process (GO): chemical synaptic transmission; potassium ion import across plasma membrane; chloride transmembrane transport
Cellular component (GO): membrane
Molecular function (GO): potassium:chloride symporter activity
Source: RefSeq, a predicted model, not a curated record